AUGAUGCCCCGUUUAGACUCGAAUACUGAUCCGUUCAGACGGCCAAACACAAACCACAUAAAUUCAAUUUACAAACAAAAUCUUAGUAAAUUUCAGAAUUUCAGCGAAGAAUUGACUAAGCGAUAUGACGAGCUAACACCAACUAAAAAGAUACUUGUGUGGAUCUUGGCAGUUUUCAAUGUAAUAGCUGUUGUUCUUAUAUUGAUAUUCCACUCUUAUAUUAUUAAGUCUUUGGUGAAACUCUCAGAUAAGUGGGCAGACUUGAAGUUUGGUCACUUGUUAUUAUUUACCUUGGUGUUUAUGGUAGGAUUCCCUCCGUUGCUUGGCUUCUCACCUUUGUCGCUAUUGUGCGGGAUGGUAUACGGAUUUCCCUAUGGUUGGCCGCUUUUGGCUUCGGCCAUGUUCACUGGCCUGUUUGCAUCUUUCUUGGUCUUCCGUUAUUUGUUGCAUAAACAGGCGGUUAGGCUAAUCCAGGCCAAUGAAAAGUUUAGGGCCUUCUCUGACAUCUUGAAGGAAGACCAAAGUCUUCUCAUCUUAAUAUUGAUAAGGCUAUGCCCCUUACCGUAUUCUUUAUCAAAUGGUGCCUUGGCAGCAAUCCCAGAACUCUCUGCUUGGACAUACGCGCUUGCUUCAUUAAUCACGUCGCCUAAAUUGUUAAUACAUGUUUACGUGGGCUGGAAGUUAAAGCUGUUGGGUGACGAAACAAAGACAUUUGCAACCAAGGUGGUUGAUUUCGUUUCAAUUCUUAUUACUGGUGCAGCUUCAGCAUUGACCACCUGGUUGAUCUAUAGUAGAAUGCAGCGAAAGCUAGAAAUAUACCAUAGCUCUCGACAACAGACCAACGGGGACUAUGAUGCGAUGAUCUUCGGUAAUUUUGACGAUAACGAUUUAAGUUCAAACAAUAAUGUGGAAUUGGAUUCUAAUGAUUUUGAUGCGGAUAAUUUUGUCAUUGGCGAUGAAGAUGACGAUGAAGAAGAAGUAGAGCUCGACGAAGUGAGGGCAGAAACCGAUCAAGCAGAUGUAACGAAGUCAACCUCACCAACCAAUUCCCCUUAG
Messenger RNA from Dujonia railenensis, 1056 nucleotides. NCBI's taxonomy places the organism in Eukaryota, Fungi, Ascomycota, Pichiomycetes, Serinales, Debaryomycetaceae. The record is from the annotation of a GenBank genome assembly.